UGCUUAAUUUGACUUACGUCAUGGAAGACGGUGAUAAUGUGAAUCAUCAUCGAUUUCCCCACAAUGUUCCAAUGUUGUCUCAGUUUCCAGUCUUCACAAGAUUGUGUUCUAGAUGCCAACCCAAUUAGCUAUUUUCUUCCUGCUCAGUCAUCACCAAUAGUAAUGUCGCAUCCUUCUGGUAGUACUGAUGAUUUCUCUAUAAUGUACCCCAUUCUAGAUGACGACGAAGUUUCUGAAAAUCCUUCAGAACCCACACUUUCUCUGUUUCCAGAAGCUUUUGAAAACCCUUCAGAGCCUACUUUUUCUCUGUUUCAAGAAGCUUCCACUGUCCUAAGUCUUUCUCCUCCAGGUACACCCGACACCUCUUCAACUAUAAUUAGUCAAGAUUCUUCUGCAGCAUUGGCUUCAUCAAACAAUGCAUUGGGUAAUUGUGCUCCCAAAAGGUCGUUUUUAAUUUCACUUUCAGAAUCAGGACAAGUUUCUGAAAACUUAGCUGCUUUUAAACCAAUUGCAAACAAUAAUCCUCCUUCGUCAUCAACAGCAUCGCUGCCGUCCACUGAUCUCUGUCUUUCUCUACCGUACACAUCCGACACCUCUUCGACUAUAACAACUCUUCAUUGCUCCAUUGGUAGUCAAGAUUCUACUGCAGCAUUGGCUUCAUCAUCGGGUAAUUGUGCUACAAAAAGGUCGCUGUUCCAAGAAUCUAAUAUUAGGGUAAGAAAAGAAUCGACGAAUAACCCCAAACGGCAACGUUUAAUUUCACAACCACCACCACCAUCGGUGCUGGUGGAAGAGUAUUGGAUAACUAAGAAGCUGACAAAGAGCGAUGUUAAUGGAGCUUCAAGGCUUUUAUUACCAAGACAAGAAGUGAAUACUUACAUUUUACCUUUCUUGGAUAAGGAACAACAAGCUAUGAUUUCCCAAGAUGGGAUUGAUGUUACUGUAUUGGAUUUGGAUACAGAAACAGAACAUACUUUGACUCUCAAGAAAUGGUUGACUAAUAGUUUUCAACUCAUCAAAGCAUGGACGGCUGAGUUUGUGAAAAUAAGGAAUUUAAAACAAGAUGAUGUGAUUGCCAUUCGUUGGGACGAAAACAAUUCAAGAUUUUGCUUUCGAGUUCCAAGGAGGAAUCAACAAGUUGCUGCUGGUGUAUGAUUUAUGGUGUUCAAAUAGUUUUGUUGUGUUUGUUUCAUUAGAUGGUUUAUUCUUUCAUUCCUUUUAUUAUUGUCUCGAGCUUUAGCUUAAUGAUUAAUUUUGUAAGUUAUUAAAACAGAGCUUUUUUGAUGUUUGCUUCACUUAUAUAGAGUAUCAUUCUUUUUACUUCCAGUAUUCUGGUUUGAUCUUUAGUUUAUUUUUAAGCUUAUAAAGAAGAAAAAGGUGAGGUCCCUAAGAUUAAUCAAUACCUUGUAUUU
Molecule: messenger RNA, 1412 nt
Organism: Lycium barbarum (goji berry)
Lineage: Eukaryota; Viridiplantae; Streptophyta; Magnoliopsida; Solanales; Solanaceae
Exons: 1
Coding region: 64-1155 (363 amino acids)
Molecular function (GO): DNA binding
Source: RefSeq, a predicted model, not a curated record